AUGCAGCUCACACAGCAAGGAUGGCCACCGUCAAAGGAAGAUGUACCACACUCAGUACGUGAGUACUUUACCUUUCGGGACGAACUCUCUAUGCAGAAUGGCGUAGUAUUCAAGGGCGAGCGUAUUGUUGUACCUGCAAGUAUUCGUGGCAACAUCAUGGAGAGAAUUCACUCAAGCCACAUUGGUGUGCAAGGGUGUAUACGACGAGCAAAAGAACUUGUCUACUGGCCAAACAUGGGACAGGAAAUAAUAGAUCUUGUAAGCAAGUGUGAACCCUGCAAUACCCUACAACAAGAACAAAGCAGGGAGCCUUUGAUCAGUCAUCAAAUUCCUACUCGUCCCUGGGAGAAACUGGGAUGCGAUUUGUUCGAGUUUGAUCAGAAAGACUUUUUGAUUACUGUGGACUAUUAUUCCGACUUCUUCAAAGUUGACAGGCUCCACAGCAAGCAAGCUCCUGAAAUCAUCAAGAAGCUCAAGUCACAUCUAGCUAGACAUGGGAUUCCGGAUCAGAUUAUCUCCGAUAACGGUCCACCGUUCAACUCUGAAGCUUUUCGUAAGUUCUCAGACAACUAUGAAUUUGAGCAUGUUACGUCAUCACCUCAUUACCCACAAUCCAACAGGAAAGUUGAAAGUGCGGUGAAGAUAGCUAAGAAGCUGAUGACAAAGUCACUACAUGCCCAAACUGAUCCUUACUUAGCUCUCCUGGACUGGCGAAAUGUUCCGACAGAGGGAAUAGGAUUUUCUCCUGUACAGCGACUCUUUAGCAGGAGGACAAAGACCAAACUCCCAACUGCAAGUACACUUUUACAACCAAAGACCGUUGAUGGUGUGUCAGACAAGAUAGCUUGUAAAAAAUCUAAACAAGCUUAG
This is a messenger RNA of Haliotis rufescens (red abalone), 870 nucleotides long. RefSeq lists its product as uncharacterized. Gene Ontology annotation, molecular function: nucleic acid binding. Gene Ontology annotation, biological process: DNA integration. Lineage: Eukaryota; Metazoa; Mollusca; Gastropoda; Lepetellida; Haliotidae. Bases 1 to 870 code for a protein of 289 amino acids. The transcript has a single exon. The record is from RefSeq and is a predicted model, not a curated record.